AUUUCUAAUCUUUACAAUCAAGUAGGAAUCGUGUUGUCUCUUUGAUAAGGAGCGGUUAUAUCUAUGAUAAAAAGACUACUUUAUUUUAAGGAAAAUACCAUUUGAAAGUUGAUGCUCGAAGUGUUCGUAGAAGGAAAAACACAUUUCAUAAUAAAGCCGUUUAUUUCAGUAAAAAAAAUAUAUACAUAUCCUAAGACUAGAUAGACCAUAAGGAACAUGACUCAAAAAAAUAAUGGCAUUUUUAAUCGUGAAAAAGCUAAAGAUUUCACAGAUACUGAUACAGAUAUAGAUGGGAAUUCUAAUAGCACUGCCGUGGCCAGUAUUGGCACCCCAGAGGACACACCGGCAGAUUUUGACAAAGCUAUUGAGACCGCUGGCUUCGGACGUUUCAACCUAAUCCUAUUUAUUUUGGCAAUAUUAGGAACUUGUGCCAAUAUGUUUGAAUCUACCACAAUGUCAUACAUUCUGCCCAUUGCGGAAUGUGAUCUUCACUUAACACUAACGGAUAAAGGAGUCCUGAAUGCCUGUGCAUAUGCCGGCAUGAUUAUUUCCGCUAUUCCCUGGGGAUAUUUGUCUGAUACAAAGGGUCGUCGCAAGGUGCUUGUCUGUGGUUACUUUUUGACCUGCAUCUGUGUCCUUGGCAGUGCGCUGAGUCAGAACUUUAUAAUGCUGGUAACUUUCAAGUUUUUAUGCGGUCUUAUGGUGAAUGGCCCUGCAGCUGUGCUCUAUACGUAUCUGACCGAAAUGCAUGGUCCCAAAUACAGAUCCUAUGUACUGAUGGUUGUUGGGAUGAUAACUUCUCUAUCUCUAUUGAUAUUGCCCGUGAUGGCAUGGGGCAUCUUUCCCAGGGAUUGGGACUUUGUGCUGUUUGACAGUCUCAACAUUCACAGCUGGCAGGUAUUUUUGUUUGUCUGUGCAUUGCCCAGUUUAUUUAGUGGACUUUUGAUAACUGCAUUACCCGAAAGUCCGAAAUAUCUGAUGUCCCAAAGUCGGAAUGUGGAAGCUUUGCAAGCGCUGCAAAGGAUCUAUCACAUUAACACGGGAAAACCAAAGGACACCUAUCCAAUCAAAUCCCUUAUACUGGAGGUACCUAGUCGUGAUGCCCAGAAGGAUGAAGUUAUCUACACCAUCGGGGAGAAGGCAGCGGAUAAAACUGAGCCUGUCAAGCGUCCAAGUCGAAGUCUGUUGGAGAGUCUGCGGGCUGGAAUGCUUCAGAUGAAGCCCAUGUUCCAUAAGCCACUUCUGGGUCUGGCGCUGCAAUGUUUUACAAUGCAAUUCACCAUGUUUUUGGGAUUGAACAGCUUUCGUCUAUGGCUUCCUCAGUUAUUCUCCUCGAUGGCGGACUAUGAGGCCGAGUUCGUUGGCGAAGAUGUCUCAGCCAGCAUGUGCACGAUUAUUGAGUAUAGCGUCAAUAAAACCGCCGAGACGUUGACAAAUCAUGAGAACGCUUGCGCUGUGCCCAAAACGAUCUCAAUGGAUAUGUACUUGAAUAACAUUAUAGUUUCGGCCUGUGGUGUAGUGGGCUACUUACUCGCCGGAUCGAUAAUACGACUCAUUGGUACAAAGCGUCUUCUAACUUAUGGACUGUUCAUAUCUGGCAUACUUGGCAUGACGCUCUAUUGGUCCUUUAACAGCCUGAUGACAAUUAUCAUCUCCUCGGCCUUUAUUACCGUGGCGUGUGUUUCAGUGUCCUCUCUCCUGGGCGCUGUUGUUGCACUUUUUCCCACACAAUUGCGAUCUCUUGUUGUGGCCACUGCCAUGAUGUGUGGUCGUUUGGGAGCUCUCUCCGGUAAUCUACUCUUUCCAGUUUUCAUGCAGAUCGGUUGUCUACCACCUUUUAUUAUGGUCGGCGCAGCUAUGUUAAUUGCUGCUGUGUUUUCAAUUGUCAUUCCCAAUCCCAAAAAGGCGACAUUUACAUAAAUAAUAUUAUGAAAACUUAUUCUAGGGGUUUUAAUGACUAUGUAUGCCAAUGUAACUUAAAGUUGUUAAAAAUAUUGUUUGCAUAUAUUUAUUUGCCGUUGUUUGUUCAUAAUUGUGCAAGACAAAAAAAUAUAAAGUUGAAUUAAAAUAAUGAAUUGAUUUAAAUUUU
Molecule: messenger RNA, 2089 nt
Organism: Drosophila innubila
Lineage: Eukaryota; Metazoa; Arthropoda; Insecta; Diptera; Drosophilidae
Product: synaptic vesicle glycoprotein 2C-like
Exons: 9
Coding region: 217-1920 (567 amino acids)
Biological process (GO): transmembrane transport
Molecular function (GO): transmembrane transporter activity
Source: RefSeq, a predicted model, not a curated record